GCAAAAGGGUCAUUAUUAAUUCAUUCUUCUAUCUCCCUAUCAAUCCAUCUAUAUAAGCUGGCGUCACUUACACAUAACACAGCACAGACUCUCACAAGUUAUUAUUAGCUUUCCCUAUUCCUCACUGCAUUAAAGAAGGGGAAAGGCAAAACUCAAAACUAGCUUGAGAUCUAGCACUUAUGGGGAGAGCUCCUUGCUGUGAUAAAGCAAAUGUGAAGAAAGGGCCAUGGUCACCUGAAGAAGACGCCAAGCUCAAGGACUUCAUCCACAAGUUUGGCACUGGUGGAAACUGGAUUGCUCUCCCUCAUAAAGCUGGGUUAAAGAGAUGUGGAAAGAGCUGCAGAUUGAGAUGGCUAAACUAUCUUAGGCCAAACAUAAAGCAUGGUGAAUUCUCUGAUGAAGAAGAUAGAAUCAUUUGCUCCAUUUAUGCUACCAUUGGAAGCAGGUGGUCAGUAAUAGCUGCUCAAUUACCAGGAAGGACAGAUAAUGAUAUCAAGAACUACUGGAACACCAAGCUCAAGAAGAAACUCAUUAAUGUUAUGCUCAGUAAUAAUAACACAAAUAAUAACCAAGCUUCUUCAAAUCAGCAGAAAUCAACUUCAUCUUCACUACUCUUUCAGUCUUCUUCUUCUUCAACUACACCUACUGCUCUUCAAGCACCCUCAGCCCCCCAAGAACUCACCUUUUACACAAAUACCCCUCAAAACAGUUCAUUUUCUGGCUUUUCAGAUCAACCCUACUCUUGUAGCAGUUUCCAAAGCCAUGACCAUCAGGGUUUCUUUAAUCUCACUCACUUUGGUAGUGAAAUUAACAGUAGUGAUAUCAAUCUUGCCACAUUUGGGGGAACUAGUGAGGCUUGUGGUUCUUCAUCUUAUAGUGGAACCAAACCAGAUAUCAAGGAAGAAGAAGCUGAUGGUGAUCACAACCAGCAAAAGCUACUCAACACUUGUUUAGAGCCCACAUAUGGGCAGUUUGGGAAUAAUAAUAAUAGUAGCUGUGGGUUUGAAGAGGGUCAGCUCAGCCAGGGCCACAAGGUCUUGCUACAGUAUGCAGGAGCUGCUAGUGCUAGUGUUGACCAUCAUCAUUAUCAGCUUCCAAACAGUGAGGGGUAUUUUGGGAAUAGUUGCAUUAGUUUUAACAAUGAUUGUCUUGAAAAUGUAAGGAAGAUAGAUUCCAGGAUAGAUGAGACGGAGAUGAUGAGGUACUAUUACCAUUACUGAGUACCUGCCAAUUUUAUCAUCCAGAAGAGAAGUAGAAUCACAAGAUUUCAUAGGGUAUGGGUGGGGAUUGCAUGGCAGCUGAAUUCCCGAUUUAUCAGAUCAGUUCUUUGGUUUAUGUGUUACUUAUGAAUAUUAAUUUAUUAUAUUAUCAUUAUUAUUAUUAGUAUUGUUAUUAUUGCUACUAUUAUUAUUAUGCUAUGUAUAUUCAGAUGAUGGGAUUUCAGUGGGAUGAAUGAUCAUUAA
Messenger RNA from Cuscuta epithymum, 1463 nucleotides. The record is from the annotation of a GenBank genome assembly. NCBI's taxonomy places the organism in Eukaryota, Viridiplantae, Streptophyta, Magnoliopsida, Solanales, Convolvulaceae.